AUGGUUCUACUUGAUUCCGGUUCACUUGCUGAGCUCUCCCUACACGACCCCAAGCACUUCGGAAUUCAGCACUCUCAAACUAUCCAUCGGCUGGUACUUCUGAAGCUCUGGAACAUCACCAUUGGCUCGCAAGUACUUGAACUGGGGUGCGGUCAGGGCGAUUGUACAACCGCUCUCGCCGAUGCUGUGGGCAAUCAGGGCAAGGUAGUAGCGGUGGACCCAGCAGAUCUGGGUUACGGCAACCCAUACACUCUCGGCCAAGCACAAAACCACAUCUCACAAGGGCCACUGGGCGGUCGUAUUGAGUGGGUGCAACAACAACCUCUGGAUUAUCUUUCCUCUCUCGCAGCAUCUUCCACUCUAGAAACCAGGGCGUUCGACGCAACAGUGCUUGCACACUCUCUAUGGUAUUUUCCCUCGCAUCAACUGACCCUCGAUACUUUUCGUGCUUUGAAGCAGCAUAGCAAGCGUCUAUUGCUUGCCGAGUGGUCAUUGGUGGCCACAUACCCUUCAGCACAGCCCCACGUUCUAGCCGCUCUCGCACAAGCAGCACUUGAAUGCCACAAGCCCAAGAGCACCUCGAAUGUCCGGAUAGUGCUGGGACCAAAACGGCUCACAGAACUAGCUUUGGCUGCUGGUUGGAAAUUGGAAACUGAGACUUGCGUGCAGCCUACCGAGGGGCUCCUAGAUGGACAAUGGGAAGUAUCUGCUUGUCUUUCUCCUUCUUUUGAGAAGCAGAUCGAGGAGUUUCUAGGUGAUGGGAGAGAUAGAGAUGUGGUUCUUGCGUUGAGGGAUGCAUGUGAGGCAAGUUUAGAAGUUGUGCAGGAAGGUCGCAAGGGAGUAAAGUCAAUGGAUGUUUGGGUUGCAAGUUUUGUUUGA
Molecule: messenger RNA, 879 nt
Organism: Aureobasidium namibiae CBS 147.97
Lineage: Eukaryota; Fungi; Ascomycota; Dothideomycetes; Dothideales; Saccotheciaceae
Exons: 1
Coding region: 1-879 (292 amino acids)
Source: RefSeq, a predicted model, not a curated record